Molecule: messenger RNA, 5985 nt
Organism: Closterium sp. Yama58-4
Lineage: Eukaryota; Viridiplantae; Streptophyta; Zygnematophyceae; Desmidiales; Closteriaceae
Source: the annotation of a GenBank genome assembly
AUGCACCGGUCGGGCACGUUCCCCGUCUCCACGCUCGACGGCGACGGCGACGUGAGCCCCCCCCGCGACUUUCCGCGCAACUUCCCCCGCAGCCACAGCAGCGCCGUCCCCGCCGCCCUCCGCGCGGCGUACGACUCGCUCGACUCCGACGACCCCUUCCGCCACGCCGCCACCCCCCCCGCGUCACUCCCACGCCACCGCCACCACUCCCCGCGCCACGCGCACCCCCACCACCAGCAGCAGCACGGCGUGAGCGCCCCGCGCCACGUGUUGUACCAGGCGGGGCCCACCUCGUCGCUCCGCCCGCACAGCCAUGGCCUGCGCGACGACGGAGGAGGGGGAGCGGCGCGUUUCGCGCAGGACGCGCAGCACCAGCGCUCCCUCGCCGCGGGGCUGAGCCUUUCGCCGCACAGCCUCUCCCCCCAUGGGCUCUCCCCGCAUGGCCUCUCCCCGCACGACAGCGGGCUUGGCGGAGGCCCGCUGGGGGACUUUUUCGACGAGGGCGCGGAGGAUGCGCGGGGCGGCUUAGGGGGGCACGCGCAGCUGGCGGGGCGGGAUGUGGGGCAUCUGCACGCGGGGAGCCUGGCGCUGGACGCGGAGAGGGGGGGAUUCGGGGCGCUGGGGGAAGGCGGAAGGCGCCAUGAGGGCCGGGGCAGGCUGGGGGAAGGCUUGGUCAUGGGGAGCUCGUUUGAAGGGGGGGCGCGCGGGGUGCAGGGGAGCGUGAGCGGAGGGAUGGGAGGGCGCGGCGGUAUGGGCGCGAGCAGGACUGGCGUUGGCGGGGGCGGCAGGGUGUGGGCGCGCACGCUGAGCCACCAGGCGGCGGACCUGAGCAGCAGCAGCAGCAGUGGGGCGGGCGGCGGGCGGCACCUGUUGGGCGCGCAAUGGCUGGGCCUGGACCGCACUUCGUCAGGGUUUGAUGACACCGACAUGCUCGCCACCAGUGCCGUGCUGCCACGUGUCAACAGCCUGGCAGUGAACGGCAGUGGCCUGUUUGACUCGGACGACCUGCUGGACCUGCGCCACGGUGGCGUGGGGCUGGGGCGGGAUGGCGCAGGGCUGGAGGGGGCGCGGGAGAGGGGCGCGGACAUGGAGAGUGCGUUGGGCAUGGGGGGGGCGCUUGGGCUCGCCAGGCCGUACGGGCGGGAGAAUGGGGGUGCGGGGGCGGGCGGCGAGGGCAUCAACCUGAAGCGCGUGCUGCGGCUGGGCGAGGCGGCGCGCAGCAAUGAUGCGGACCUCGUGCACGCCAUCCUGCAGGACGCGCCCUCGCGCACGCCCCUGCUCUCCGCCCUCCACCCCGCGACGGGGCGCACGGUGCUGCACGAGGCGGUGGUGGCGGGCAGUGUGGACGCCGCAGCAGUGCUGCUCGACUGGGGGGCCGACCCCCAUGGGGGCCCCGCCGCUCAGCACGACGGCUUUUCACCGCCGCUGCUGUGGGCGGUGCAGGCGGGCAGUGAGGAGCUGGUGCGGCUGCUGCUCACCAACGGCGCCGACAUCAACGCCACCGACGCCCACCGCUGCUCCGCGCUGCACUACGCUUGCAGCACCGGCCACAGGGGGAUAAUAAAGCUGCUGCUGGUGGCGGGCGCCAACAUGUAUGCGCGCAACAGCGACGGGCUCGUGGCGCAGCAGCUCACCUCCUCCGACCGCAUCCGAGCGCUCUUCCGCAAGCUGCACGAGUACCACGUGCGCUGCACUGGGGGGGCCGGGGCUGAUACGGACCACAUGGGCAGCAAGAGCGGCGGCAGUGGCGGCGGGGAGGGGGGCGGGCUGCACUGGGAGGCCGGCCUGGACGACACUGCCGCCUCCGCCCACACACGCCUGCCAGGGGGGGCCCUGGGGCACAGGGAGGGCGGGCGGGCGAGGCGCGAGGGGCAGGGUGGUGCAUCGGGUGCGCGCGGGGCGGAUGCCUUCCCGCUCUCUGCCUCCGUGGCAGCGCCGCCAUCACGCGCGGACUGGCUGCUGCCCAAGAAUCGCACCAUGAGCUUCCAGAGCCCCUCCCGCGACCCACGCCCCACCCACCCAUCGCCCUCCGCGUCCAUCUCGCCCCUGGCCGCGCACCCCACCUCCCUGCCCGCGCGCUCCAUGUCCUUCCGCAGCCCCUCGCGCGACCGCCUGCGCCCCGCCGCCCACCACCACGCCGCGCCGCCCUCGUCCUUCUCGUCUGCUGCCGCCCAGCCCGUGGGGCUGCCGGCGCGCACCAUGAGCUUCCGCAGCCCCACUCGCAGCCACGCGGUGCCGGGGCAGCGCGCGCGCAGCCCCACCCCCGUGGAGGGCCAAGAGCAGCUGUUCACGGCGGCGUGGGAGAGCGCCCGCCGCGCCGCCAGCUCUGACAGCCCCGCCGCGUCCCCCGCCCUCUCGUCCUCGCCCCUGCCGUCCUCGCGCUCCUCUGCCUCCCCCACCCGCCACGGCGCUGAGGCCGACGGCGCUCCUGGCAGGAUCGUGGGUGCAGGCGGUGUGGGGGCGACGGGUGGGUUCAGGGGCGGGACUGGAGGGGGAGGGAUGGGGGCUGCAGGGAGGAGGGUUGGCGGCAGCCUGGGUGGGCGCGCACUGGACGGCGCUGCUGACAGGGCCGUGGCGGCGGGGGCAGCGGCAGGCAGGCGGCAUGGGGGCAGUGGCGAGGGGGGCGAGGGAGGGGGCAGAGGGGUGGGAGGGAGGGCAGCGGGGAGAGGGGCAGGAGGAUUGGGAGGGGGACUGGGGCCGGGGCAUGGCGAAGUGAUGUCAGAUGUGGAAGGCGGUGCAGUGCGGUUGCGGCGGGCGCGAGUACCGGGGAGCAGCAGUGUGGGAGGCAUGUUGAGCGACGGCGGCGGUGCAGGCGAGUCACGGCUGGGCCGGGCGGCUGGCAGGGGCGCUGGUGCCGCCGCCAGGGGGGGUGGGGGGGGGAGGGGUGGGGCGGAGGGGCGAGGGAGAGGGGCGGAGGGUGGGGGUCGGCGGGGAGGGAUGGUGCGCACACAGUCUCUGAGCGCGCAGGCCAUGAGUGCAGGCGAUGCGGUGGAGCGCGGUGGCAUGGGUGGUGAGGGCGCUCGCGGUGGUGGCGGCAGGGAGGUGGUGACGGACGACGAGAGCACGCACGCCGCCAGGGGCCCUCGCCCCGUUCCCCCCUCCCUGCGCCGCCUCGGCUCCGGUGUCCCGGGUGGUGGUGGGGAGGCCUCGGGGCGAGCGGAGGGUGCCUCGCCAGCACCAGCUGCGGGUGGAGCAAUGGCAGGGGCAGGGGCAGGGGCAGGGGCAGGGGCAGGGGCAGGGGCAGGGGCAGGGGCAGGGGCAGGGGCAGGGGCAGGGGCAGCUGGGAGGGGCAAAGGGGAGAGACCUGGCAGUGCAGGAGGGAGGGCAGAGAGGCCCGGCAGUGCCGGAGGCAAGCGAGAGAGGGGUGGCAGCACAGGUGGCGCUGCUGGGCGCGCUGCUGCUCCCACUGCUGCACCUGCUGCUGCUGCAGGCAGUGGCGCUGGCAGUAGUAGUGGUAGUGGCGGUGCUUCUGGUGCUGCUGCCUCGAGUGCAGGCGUUGAGGGCAGUGGCACAGCUGCUGCUGCGGGCGCGUCUCCGUGUUCCUCCCAAGCUGCUCAUCCUGCUUGCGCCGGGCCACCCGCUCGUGCACGCAAGUCAGUCAAGUUCUCACUGCCCGCUCAUGGCAACACACAGCCCAGCCACACUGCACACGCGGAGUGUUCAAGUGCAGGGAAUGCGGUGGAGAGGAGUGGGAGUGGGGAUGAGGCACGUGGGGGAGAGCAGGGAUGGGGGGACGCAUCAGCAGAGGGAAAGGAAGGGAGGGGCGGGGAGGUGGAGAAGAAGGGAGCAGUGCGACCGCCGCUGUCUCCGAAGCCACUGGAGAAGCAUGAGGGCGGCGAUGCACAGCCUGGGCAUGUGGACGGGAGUGCAGACGAAGCAUCCAGUGCGGGCACAGGGGAAGCAGCUGCUGCGUCGCCUGUUGCCCCCAAAAGCACGGACCCCUCUGCCUCUCCCAAGGUCGCCGCUCCCAAUGCUCCAAUCACCCCUUCCGCCGCCACCCCAUCCCCCUUCACCCCCACCACUGCCUCUGCUGCGGAUGGUGGGGAGGCGGCAUGUGGAGCGGUGUCGCUCAAGUGGAAGAAGGGCGAGAUGCUGGGCGAAGGUGCUUACGGCAAGGUGCGUGCAUAUGGCAAGGUGAGUGCAUAUGGCAAGGUGAGUGCAUAUGGCAAGGUGAGUGCAUAUGGCAAGGUGAGUGCAUAUGGCAAGGUGAGUGCAUAUGGCAAGGUGAGUGCAUAUGGCAAGGUGAGUGCAUAUGGCAAGGUGAGUGCAUAUGUCAAGGUGAGAGCAUAUGGCAAGGUGAGUGCAUAUGGCAAGGUGAGUGCAUAUGGCAAGGUGAGUGCAUAUGGCAAGGUGAGUGCAUAUGGCAAGGUGAGUGCAUACGGCAAGGUGAGUGCAUACGGCAAGGUGAGUGCAUAUGGCAAGGUGAGUGCAUAUGGCAAGGUGCGUGCAUACGGCAAGGUGAGUGCAUAUGGCAAGGUGAGUGCAUAUGGCAAGGUGAGUGCAUAUGGCAAGGUGAGUGCAUACGGCAAGGUGAGUGCAUACGGCAAGGUGAGUGCAUAUGGCAAGGUGAGUGCAUAUGGCAAGGUGAGUGCAUACGGCAAGGUGAGUGCAUGUGGCAAGGUGCGUGCAUGUGGCAAGGUGAGUGCAUACGGCAAGGUGAGUGCAUACGGCAAGGUGCGUGCAUAUGGCAAGGUGAGUGCAUAUGGCAAGGUGCGUGCAUAUGGCAAGGUGAGUGCAUAUGGCAAGGUGAGUGCAUAUGGCAAGGUGCGUGCAUAUGGCAAGGUGAGUGCAUAUGGCAAGGUGCGUGCAUAUGGCAAGGUGAGUGCAUAUGGCAAGGUGAGUGCAUAUGGCAAGGUGAGUGCAUAUGGCAAGGUGAGUGCAUAUGGCAAGGUGAGUGCAUAUGGCAAGGUGAGUGCAUAUGGCAAGGUGAGUGCAUAUGGCAAGGUGAGUGCAUAUGGCAAGGUGUUCCUGGGGUUGAACGAGAUGACGGGGGAGCUGAUGGCGGUGAAGGAGAUCAAGAUGACCACGCAGGGCGACGAGAAGGCGAUGCUCAUCGCGGCGUUGGAGCGCGAGAUCGUGCUGUACAAGAAGAUGCGGCACCGCCACAUCGUGGGGUACAUCGACAUGGAGAAGCAUGAGGCCGACGGCUCCAUCUAUAUCUUCCUUGAAUUCGUCUCUGGCGGCUCCAUCCACAGGUGGGCUGCAUCCACAGGUGGGCUGCAUCCACAGGUGGGCUGCAUCCACAGGUGGGCUGCAUCCACAGGUGGGCUGCAUCCACAGGUGGGCUGCAUCCACAGGUGGGCUGCAUCCACAGCUCUUGCCACUUCCUCUCGCUUCUUACCCCUCAUCCCUGUACUCUACCCUUCCCCUCCCCACUCUUCUCCCAAUGCCUCUCCUGCCCUCCGUGUCCCCCCCGGCAGCAUGUUGGAGAAGUUUGGGGCGUUCAGCGAGUCGCUGGUGCGGGUGUACACGCGGCAGCUGCUGCUGGGGCUGGAGUACCUGCAUGCGUGCCGCAUCGUGCACCGCGACAUCAAGGGCGGCAACGUGCUCGUCGACCGCGACGGCGUCAUCAAGCUCGCCGACUUCGGCGCCUCCAAGAGUUUCCACGAGGGCACGGUGGGCGAGGGGUGCAAGUCGAUGCGCGGGUCGGUGUUCUGGAUGGCGCCCGAGGUCAUCAAGGGCGAGGGGUACGGCCGCCGCGCUGACAUCUGGAGCGUUGGCUGCACCGUCAUCGAGAUGCUCACAGGGCGGCACCCAUGGCCGGGCAUGGACAACACGUGGUCGGCCAUCUUCCACAUCGCCAAGACCACCACGGGCCCGCCCAUACCUGAGGGUGUGUCCGCCGAGGCUGCUGACUUCCUCACCGCCUGCUUCCAGCUCGACCCCAACCAGCGCCCCUCCGCCUCCGAUCUGCUCACACUGCCAUUCGUGCAGGUGCCCGACACGCCCAGGGAUGCCCGCUUCGCUGCCUUCGUCGCCCCCUAG